GUUCUGGGUUAAAAUGGGAGGAGACCGGGGCGGAGCGAGAGCAGCUUGACAGGCGAAUCACGCGAAGGCGGAUUUCACAUGUCGCUGAAAAACUGGGCGAGCAUUUGGGGCUGCGAUUGAAGAGUGAGUCAGUGUCCAGCUCAUCAUCCCUAAUAUCAACUGAGCAAACAAACCAGCGCGGGAGAGACUGGGCUGAGUAGCUGCUCUCUUGUUUGUGUAUUUCUUAACCCUCCCUCCCUCCGCCUCAACAUUGUUACAUGAGGUCACCCUGCAAAUAUCAACCAUGAGAGCCCAAAUUGAAGUGAUACCGUGUAAAAUCUGUGGAGAUAAAUCUUCAGGAAUCCACUAUGGAGUCAUCACUUGUGAAGGAUGUAAAGGCUUCUUCAGGAGAAGCCAACAAAAUAAUGCUGCAUACUCCUGUCCUCGUCAGAGGAAUUGCUUGAUUGAUCGGACCAAUCGGAAUCGUUGCCAACAUUGCCGACUGCAGAAGUGUCUUACUCUUGGAAUGUCACGUGACGCUGUAAAGUUUGGUCGCAUGUCCAAAAAGCAACGUGAUAGCCUCUAUGCAGAGGUACAAAAACAUCAACAGCACCAGGAGCAGCUGGCAUCGAAGGAAGAUUCCGAGGGAUUAGCACGAGUCUACACAAACAGCGUCAGUAGUGGACUCGGAGAUCUGGAUGACAUCAGCAGCACUUUCUCAGACGGGCUCCUGUUUGACUUUCCACUGACCCCUGAUGGAGGGAACAGUUUUUAUAACUUUGAUCUUUCAACCUCUGCUGAACCAUCUCCAGAUCAGUCUGCUAUUGACAUGAAUGACAUUAAGCAUAUUAAACAAGAGUCCAUAUAUGAAAUCAUGUUGGAACCCAGUUUGUUCUCGUAUCCUUCACCAGAGAGUGGGCAACUAGCCUCAGAAAUCUCAAUGGCAGAGAUAGAUCGGAUAGCACAGAAUGUGGUGGAAUCACAUUCAGAGACUUGCCAGUACACAGCUGAGGAGUUGAAGCAGCUAGCCUGGCAGCCAUAUACACAAGAAGAAAUCAGAAACUUUCAAAACAAGUCCUGUGAGGCCAUGUGGCAACAGUGUGCAAUCCAAGUGACAAAUGCAAUCCAGUACGUGGUGGAAUUUGCCAAACGAAUUAGUGGAUUCAUGGACCUGUGUCAGAAUGAUCAGAUUAUACUCCUUAAAGCAGGUUGCCUAGAGGUCUUAUUGGUUCGAAUGUGCCGAGCAUAUAACCCUUUGAAUAAUACAAUUUUUUUUGAAGGAAAAUAUGGAGACACACAGAUCUUCAAAUCAUUGGGUUGUGAUGAUUUGAUCAACAUUGUGUUUGACUUGGCAAAAAGCCUGUGCUGCCUGCAUUUGACAGAGGAAGAGAUUGCAUUAUUCACAGCUGGCAUCUUGUUAUCACCAGAUCGACCAUGGUUGACAGAAGCUAGAAAAGUCAAGAAGUUACAAGACAAGAUUUUUGAGGCAUUGCAGUAUGUCAUUCACAAAAAUCAGCUGGAUGAUGACAAGCUAUCAAAGCUGAUCUCCAAAUUGUCUGUGGUGAAGUCCGUAUGCAACCUUCAUGUGGAUAAGCUACAACUAUUUAAGUUGCUACAUCCACAAACAGUGCACAACUUUCCUCCACUCUACAAGGAAGUUUUCAGCACAGAGAUGCAAUAUCCAGAUUCCUCCAACAGCUAAAUUUGGCAGUUCUGUGCAACUCUGCAUUUCCAAAGUGAAAAAUAGGAUUUAAAUUCCUGUAUCACCAAUUGCAAUAGCACUAGGAUGAAUGUACCGCACUUCAUAUGGUUUCACCACAACAGUUAAAAGAAUGUAAAUACUUGGAUACUAAGUAGUGGAAAAAGAAUCCCUUGUGCAUGACAUUUAAAAAGCUGCUCCAUUGUGUUCACGGACGAGAGUUAAUUCAGAAUUGCAAGACUGACCUUCCAAUGGUCUUUGUGGAAUUUGUUUCUGCUGGUAAAAAGAACUGUGGAUUAAAGGAAUAUAGAUAGUAUUUUAUCUGUAAUGCAAACCUAUAUAUUUUAUGAAGGGUUUUUCUUUUUACUGACUUUUCAUUGAUUUCAGGGCUGCUGUUGUGGUUUAAAUUGAUGGAACGAUUAUUAUGCAGGCAGUUUUUUACUUCAGCAGUAAUAAAUCAUGAUGAAGAUUUGAAGGAAUAGAUCAAAAUUUCUUGAAACUAAAUUACAACAAUGCUGAAACCAGCAAUUAAAUACUUGGAAAUCUUAUACGUGUAAAUAUGUAUGUGUUUAUAUUAUUACUAUAUAUCUUUAGGAAAUGGUCAAAAAAGACAUCUGCAUGUAAUGAUAACUAAAAGAUUAUGGUAUCCAUUAGCACAAUGACCAUGUUAGUGAAUAGUAGUCAUAGCUUUGCAGAGUAUUUUAUUUUCUCCUUGGACUGAAGUCCAGUGUUUCCCUCAGUAGCCACAAAAUGGCCUGUUGGGCUGUGGCAGAAGCACAUUAGAUGCCUAAACAAGGCCUUCUAUAUUUUACUGCUCGGGAACCAAAUUAUUCCAGGCAGUGGGGAAUUCUGAAUAAAGUAUUGAAAAAUGCAGUCACAGUGGCUGGAUAGAUUUUUCAAUAGCCAGCUGUAAAAUGGCUGCAAUCUUCAAAAAGCAACAGCCAAAACCCAAAAUAGUACCCCAAUGAAGUGACAUUUGGGCCUCUUUGUAGGCAGUCAGAAAAUUAAAUCAAUGUAGUUGAAUAGCUGGUUAAAAACAAAAUAUUAAACUGCUGAUCUACUCCUCAGGCAAGACUGUGCGUCCCUAAAAAUGGAAAUAUUCUCAAGUGCUAAUCCCUUGCUACGCCCAACACAUUUAAAAUAGUCAUCAAAUGUUAUCUCUAACUGUUUGUUUCUUUCAGGAAAGUUUUCAUCCAUUACCCGAUUUUCCAAAAGACAAUAUGUAGUAUCUAGUACACUCCUAUAAAAUGUCCCAGGACACACAUUCUUUUAUAACAUUUUAAUGGAAAUAGUUGAACAUUCGAGGGAUGUUUGAAAGAACUGGCUUUUAAAAAUAUCGCACUUGGUUUUUGUAUGUUUUGUAAUUUAAUUUUCCCAUUACUGAUAUCCUGUAAGGGAAUAAUAUAUAACAAUGUGCAAGCAAAAUUGUAGAAGUUAAUUAUUUAUUGGCUGAAGAAUAGACGGUUUCUUAUAUUGUGAUGGAUUAUCAUCACAGGUAUAAUUUAAAAUCUUGAUGGAAGUGGGGUUCUGGAAACUUAGAAUUUUUUUUCCACUUAAAAUGUUAUACAUUUGUCAUAUGUUUGCAGUCAGACAGCAAUGAUGGAGAUCCAUAGAAAAUGACUUAUGCCAAGAAUGUGGCAUCAACAGAGUGCUGAAAUUGUAGAAUUAGAACCCAUACCAUGUGGAAACAGGCCCUUUGGCCCAACGAGUCCACACGGACCCUUGGUGCAUCCCACCCAGACCCAUCCCCCUUUUACCCACCUCAUCUACAGACCUCUGAACACUACGGGCAAUUUAGCUUAGCCAAUCCCCCUAACCUGCACAUCUUUGGACUGUGGGAGGAAACUGGAGUACCUGGAGAAAACCCACACAGACAUGGGGAGAACGUGCAAGCUCCACACAGACAGUUACCUGAGGGUGGAAUUGAACCCGGGUCCCUGGCACUGUGAGGCAGCAGUGCUAACCACUGACCCACCGUAGAUGCCAAAUCAGAUAUCAUACUCCUAACUGCUUCACUGGAAUCGAUCACAUAUAUGUUUUGAAAAAUCGCUGUGUGAACUACAUAGAAGGGGACAUUACAUGUGUUUAAUGUGCCCCAUAAGUAAAAAUAGAGUGACUGAUAACAGUCUGUUGGUCAACAUCAACCAUAGAGACAUGAAAUUUGCAACAACUGAAGUCAAUGCACUGGGCCAGGGAGGGGAAAAGUCAACAAAACAGCUAUCAUUCCUGAUCAUCAUUCACUGAUCGACUUCUGAAAAGCGUACAUUUGUACACAGUUGUAAAACCAAUUGGGAUUCCCAGUCUUGGUUCGAAAAUGGCCCUUUGAACAAAAUGCUAGCAAGCUGUCAGUACCCACAUAACUAUAUUAUGGUUCACCACCAUUAGGAUUGUAGAGGACAGAAAGGAAUUAGAUAACCAAACACAGAGCAUUAAAAGAAGGGCAGUGGUUUUGUUUCACUGAAUGGGACUUCUAAAAUAGUACAGAUUUUCUUAGGAAGUUUCAAAAGCUGCUCUCCCAUACUUGGUGCAGCAUCUAAUCUGGAAAGUAAAACCAUACAUUGGCAUAUUUCAGCUAUGGACACCCUAAAGGGCAGUAUUUCUGUUUAAGUAGGUGUAUUAAGAAACUGCUGAAACAGCCAAAGUAGAAAUAGUUAUUUUUAGUAGGUUGGGUUCCAUUGCAACGAUUGGACUCACUGGAUUCCAAAUGUUAAGCACUUUCUUAUUUAACAAUAUUGAAAAUUUCUUUAUGAAACAUACAUUAGAUAGAACCUAAUAUGUUUUUGAUUUUACUGUUCAUUGAGGGGUCUUGUAUAUUCAUUUCCACUUCUUCACUUGCAACAUAUCAUUUGACCUCCAAUUGGAUAUCGAAGAACAUAAUUGGUUUGUAUGCUGCACAUCUGCACAACAUAGUGUCUAGCAAAUAAUGUAUUAAAAAUUAUCCACUGGGAUUCAAAAUAUUGAUCCAUUUCAUAUAGGUUAUAUUUCAGUUCAUAUGAUAGAAUAGUGUCUCGCACCACUUACAAAAAAAAUUAAACUUACACUGUGUGUAUUAUUCUUGUGAAUGUUGUGUAAAAAGAGACAGUGAGAAAACACCCAGCUUUAUGUCUCUCUUUCAAUAUGUUGAAAAUGCUUUCCCCGGCACAUUAAGUUACAGACAAUAUUUAUUACAUUGUUUAGAAAGUUAUCUGAUUUUAUUUUGGUCUGUAUUGUAAAACUGUAAUUCUAUUUUUUUUUAUAGAAUUAAAUACAUAUAUAAAUGCAAGAUGAGAAGAAUAGAAAGAUUUUUUAAAAGUCUUGUCUGGAUUUCAAUGACAAGCAAAUUCUUAUUUUAAUAUAUUGACAAUUUAAGAAAAAUUGGGUAACAAUUAGAGAAUGGCUAUAGUUGUAUAAUGUAAAGGAUGUG
Stegostoma tigrinum is the source of this 5081-nucleotide messenger RNA. RefSeq names its product nuclear receptor ROR-beta-like. Gene Ontology annotation, cellular component: nucleus. NCBI's taxonomy places the organism in Eukaryota, Metazoa, Chordata, Chondrichthyes, Orectolobiformes, Stegostomatidae. The transcript has 10 exons. Gene Ontology annotation, biological process: regulation of transcription by RNA polymerase II. Gene Ontology annotation, molecular function: zinc ion binding; nuclear receptor activity; RNA polymerase II cis-regulatory region sequence-specific DNA binding. Bases 284 to 1681 code for a protein of 465 amino acids. The record is from RefSeq and is a predicted model, not a curated record.